Messenger RNA from Anopheles funestus (African malaria mosquito), 6102 nucleotides. RefSeq names its product copper-transporting ATPase 1 (gene ATP7). Gene Ontology annotation, cellular component: trans-Golgi network; membrane; perinuclear region of cytoplasm. The transcript has 5 exons. The coding region runs from base 1729 to 5610 and encodes 1293 amino acids. The record is from RefSeq and is a predicted model, not a curated record. Gene Ontology annotation, molecular function: ATP binding; ATP hydrolysis activity; copper ion binding. Gene Ontology annotation, biological process: monoatomic cation transport; copper ion homeostasis. NCBI's taxonomy places the organism in Eukaryota, Metazoa, Arthropoda, Insecta, Diptera, Culicidae.
AAAACUAAAACCCUUAUACGAUGGACUCGUGGCGAAGAAACAUUAAAUGAAGCGGAAACAUUUUGUCGCAUAGUCUCGUUGUCUCGGCUGGUGGAAAAAAAUCUGCUGACUAAGAUCCAAUUCUGACGCAUUGGCACAAACGGGACGGCAUACGAUCUAAACUAAUGGACUAGUGGAACGAUUCGGCCCAUACGCUUAAUUGCACCAUUGUGCUGCAAUCAACGGUCCGCGAUCGUGCGGUGCGUUGCAUCGUUUGGUCAUUUUUUUAAGGGUUGGAAACGGUUUGGAUGAACUUCGUGGCUGCUGGAACGAUGGAACGGAGCCAGCUAUCACUAGGCUGUUCGCUUAUCAGUUCCGAUUGAUUGUUCAAUCGCGUCGUCGAAAAUCAUUAACUUAUCACAAUACAACACACAACCUUUGAGGGCGGCUGCACACAUUCGUUAGCAGCUGACGGUGGCAGCGAAGAAGUUGAAUGAACCCAGUUGUGGAGUGUACUGACAAAUGCUUUGUUUGGACGUGAUUUUUUUUUAGAUAAAUACUGAUAAUGGAAGAAAGGGACGCGCAAUUCUGUUUGCAUAUUUGCACUGCCACGCUAACCGAUGAAUCGGCAUAAUUUCGUAGGAUAUUUAAAGCUUUGAGUCAUGCGUUGAUAACAUUUUCUAUUCAGCAUCAUCAUCCUGGUACAAAUAUCCAUUUUAGAUAAAUUGAUCGUUUCCAUACGCAUUAGUUGAUAUUCAAAUUCUUUGUUGUUGUAUUUCAAACAUUCCAAUUUUAUGGUUGAUCGCAAUUAAUACAUUUUAACAUUCUGUAGCUUUGGACACAUUUUAGCUUUGCACAUAUUUGAACUUUACAAAUUUAACAUUAAUGUUCUUCCAUUUUAAUAAGUCCUAGCAUAUGAGCAGCAUAGAAAUUGAUUUAGUCUAAUGUACUAUAUUACGCCAAUAUUGUGUGAAUCACAAAUUACACAUUUGAAAUGAAUAACAAACGGCCUUUCGGGCGGUAAACAAUUUAAACCACCACCAUUACGCGCCAAACGCGUUCUGAACGCACUGGCUACAUGUGCGACGCCACUUGCGUCGCACGGUAGUGUGUGGUGCGUUUAUCACGUCGAUUAAAUUUCCACCAACACCGACACAGGCACGAUUUAAACGUGUACCAUUGAUCGCCACGCGGUUUCACUAAUCUAAACGAAGCGUGGACUCUCGCGCUCUCGUAGGACCGUCUGUAUAUGGUGUGAGGCGCUUAAAACCAAUACAGACUAUGAUUGGGAAGGGUUAGUAGUACGAUGGGCAAGUAGUUGCAGCCCAGGAACCUUCAGAGCCAUGUCUCAUUGGCAGUUUACUCCCGAACGUUGAUGUGAAUGCGUUCACGAACUUGCAGUGGCUUGUCCUUUUCGUUUGUAUAUAUGUGCGCACGUGAGAAUGAGCGAGAGCACCGUGUGGUUUGAUAGAUAAAUGCCUUUUCGCAUGUUUCAUACUCGAUCGAUCACCAGUGUUUAGUACGCCAGCCUGUGUAAAACGCGUUUACCAGUGAAAGUAAUAUGUAAUAACACGUAAUCUGUAAUAGUAUUAAAGAUCCGGUCUGGUUCGGCUGGUGUGAAAGUGGAAACGGCGGAAAAGAUAGCAUCGUAUCGCUAACCGCCUGCAAUUAGCAGUCACUUUUCGUUGCCAAGGCUAACGACGCAAGUCUAUCGCAUGUGAUCUACUGCAGCCGGGAGCCAAAAAUGAGAUGAAUUUCCUUAAGAAUAAGAACAAACCAUCACAGCAAGCCGGUGGUAAUGGUGUAUGGGACAGCUUUCAGUACGCACUACUUAUCAACAAUGGCAGCGAUGCGAAUGGGGAAAACAUGGACGACUACGGAGAGUCAACAGGAUUGCUGGAGCAACCCGUGGCCUCAGUACGAUUACCCAUCAUCGGAAUGACCUGUCAGUCGUGCGUGCGUAAUAUCGAAGGUACAAUUGGCAACAAGCUCGGUGUGAUAAAGAUCAACGUAGUGUUGGCAGAAAAUGCCGGCUACAUUGACUACGAUCCGUCACUUACUGAUCCUGCCCAGAUAGCGGCAGACAUCGAUGAUAUGGGCUUCGAAUGCACCUACACAGAACCCGGAGCAUCGACAUCGGCUGCAAAGCGUUCCAUCCUUGUCGAAGGCGUCGAAAGCGACAGCGAAACAGUUGGUCACAGCGGGAAUGUACGAACAGUACGCAUAAACAUCGAAGGCAUGACGUGCCAGUCUUGCGUAAGAAACAUCGAAGGAACGAUGAAAGAUCGGACUGGGGUGAUUUCCAUUCGUGUGCUGCUAGACGAACGAGUCGGUGUGGUGGAGUACGAUGGGGGGUUAACAACGGCGGAAAAAAUCGCAGAACAGAUCGACGACAUGGGUUUCGAGGCAAAGGUUGCUACGGGCGAACAGAACCAAAUCGAGCAAAGAUUACGGUCGUCUCCGCAAGCGAAUGGGAAGCAACUGGUGGCAGGCAAUGGUAGCCUUACUUCAAAAAAGAAAGAAGACGACGCAGCACAGCUGAGGCGAUGUUUUCUGCACGUGCAGGGUAUGACUUGUGCCAGCUGCGUAUCGGCGAUAGAGAAACAUUGUCGCAAAAUAUACGGCGUAGAAUCGAUUUUAAUAGCACUGCUAGCAGCGAAAGCUGAGGUGAAGUAUGACGAACGGUUAACAUCGCCCUCCGACGUCGCAAAAUCCAUCUCCGAACUUGGUUUUCCGACCGAAGUGCUGGAGGAACCAGGAACGGGCGAAACGGACGUAGAGAUCGAAAUUCUCGGCAUGACGUGUGGUUCGUGUGUAGCGAAGAUCGAACAGACGGCGCUGAAGAUACCGGGUGUGCUGCAGGCAUCCGUAGCCCUUGCUCUUAAACGGGGCCGUUUCACAUUCAACAACGAACGAACCGGUGCACGCACAAUUUGUGAAGCGAUCGAGAACCUGGGUUUUGCGGCACGCGUACUUUCGGGCAAAGAUAAAAUGGCACACAGCUAUUUAGAGCACAAGGAGGAAAUUCGCAAGUGGCGUAAUGCGUUUCUGGUUUCGCUUGCGUUCGGUGGCCCAUGCAUGAUCGCGAUGGCAUACUUUAUGGUGCUGAUGCAUGAGCACAGCCAUGAGGAUAUGUGCUGUGUGAUACCGGGCCUGUCGCUAGAGAAUCUGAUCAUGUUCGCUCUCUCGACACCGGUACAGUUCUUUGGCGGGUGGCACUUUUACAUUCAAGCGUACCGGGCAGUGAAACAUGGCGCGAGUAACAUGGACGUAUUGAUCACGAUGGCCACCACGGUAAGCUAUCUGUACUCGGUCGGCGUGCUUGUCGCUGCGAUGGUGCUGGAGCAGCGUACCUCACCGCUUACCUUCUUCGACACACCGCCGAUGCUGUUCAUUUUCAUCUCCCUCGGACGGUGGAUGGAACACAUCGCAAAGGGUAAAACGUCCGAAGCACUUUCGAAGUUACUUUCGUUGAAAGCGACGGAAGCAACGCUGGUAACGCUCGGGACGGAUUAUGCAGUACUGUCGGAAAAAGUUAUCUCCGUCGAUCUGGUACAGCGAGGUGACAUUUUAAAGGUUGUGCCAGGCAGCAAAGUACCGGUCGAUGGGAAAGUUCUGUGCGGCAAUUCCACCUGCGACGAAAGUUUAAUCACGGGCGAAUCAAUGCCGGUACCGAAGCGUAAAGGUGCGGUCGUGAUUGGAGGUUCGAUCAAUCAGAACGGUUUGCUGUUGAUGCAGGCGACACACACCGGAGAACACACGACACUUGCGCAGAUCGUGAAACUUGUAGAGGAAGCACAAACAUCGAAAGCACCGAUACAACAGCUUGCGGACAGGAUAGCGGGCUAUUUUGUGCCAUUUGUUGUGACCGUUUCGGUGGUAACGCUGAUCGGCUGGAUCGUAUCGGGAUACAUCGACAUUUCGCACAUUCCGGCAAGUGAUCGCGAUAAGGAAGGUUUAACGCCUUCGGAAAUAAUCAUCAGCUAUGCGUUCCGUUGUGCGCUGAGUGUGCUUGCCAUCGCUUGUCCGUGUGCACUCGGGCUUGCCACACCUACGGCGGUGAUGGUUUCGACGGGUGUUGGUGCAUUGCAUGGAAUUUUGGUGAAAGGUGCCGGUCCGCUAGAGAACGCGCACAAGGUAAAGACGAUCGUGUUUGAUAAGACGGGUACGAUCACGCACGGUAUGCCGAUGACGUCUCGCAUCUGCAUGCUGGUACGACCGGCCGUUUGUUCGCUCGCCCGUGCCCUUACCAUUGUUGGAGCGGCCGAAGCAAACAGCGAACAUCCAAUCGCAACCGCCAUUGUGAAGUAUGUUAAAGAAGCAUUUGAAAUAGAUGUGUUUGGCAAGUGCAGUAACUUCUCGGCUGUUCCCGGGUGUGGGAUCCGGUGCGUUAUUUCGAACGUAGAUGAUACGCUGAAACGUGUGCAGCAGUCGGAACGUAUCCGGAACUAUCAAAACUCGUACCGGAGCGACCAACAGCAAUCAAUCUCAAUGCACGGUGCCACGGUGGAGGAGCUUAUACCGCAGCUAAGUGCCUCGCAAAAGAAUACGAUCGAACUGCAACAACUGUUGCACCUGGAACCAAUCGGUGAACCAACGUCUGGCCACGGUACUGCGGAAGCGUUCGCCGACGUAAACGAGUACAACGUGCUGAUCGGGAACCGUGAGUGGAUGGCAAGGAACGCGAUAGUAGUGCCACCCGAAGUGAAUAUUCGAAUGUCGGAGGAGGAACAGAUGGGCCAUACGGCGAUCCUGUGUGCAAUCAAUGGACAGCUCGUUUGUAUGCUGUCCGUGUCGGAUAUGGUGAAACCGGAAGCCCAUCUUGCCGUGUACACGCUGAAGCGAAUGGGCAUUGAGGUGAUUCUGUUAACGGGCGACAAUAAGAAUACGGCCGCAAGUAUAGCCCGCCAGGUGGGAAUAAAUCGUGUAUUUGCGGAGGUGCUACCAUCGCACAAGGUGGCCAAGAUUCAGCGGAUACAGGAAAUGGGUGUCCGAGUGGCAAUGGUUGGGGACGGCGUGAACGAUAGUCCGGCAUUGGCACAGGCCGAUGUCGGAAUUGCGAUUGCCUCCGGUACGGAUGUAGCGGCCGAAGCUGCGGAUGUUGUACUAAUGCGGAAUGAUCUGCUUGAUGUGGUGGCCUGUUUGGAUCUGUCCCGAAAAACGGUGCGCAAGAUUCAUAUGAACUUCCUAUUUGCCAGUAUGUACAAUCUGCUAGGUAUUCCUCUGGCGGCUGGUAUGUUUACACCGUUUGGAUUUACACUCGAGCCUUGGAUGGCAUCGGCGGCCAUGGCGGCUAGUUCCGUUUCGGUGGUGUGUUCCUCACUUAUGAUCAAGCUGUACAAAAAACCGACACAAGCCUCGUUACAGACCGCGGAGUACGUUGAACUGAACGAAGCCGGUGCUUUCCUUGAUCCGGAUGCCAUUUCUGUGCAUCGUGGGCUCGACGAUAUACCGCGCCCGAAUUUGGCUCGAUCAACUAGCUCCACACUGGCCAAGUUAUUCGGUCGGGGCAAAGAAUCGAAGGAGGAUGAACUGCUGGCGACACUGGACGAUGAUGAGUUUUCGGUCGAUAUCAUCAAAACAUCGAAUGCAAGCAUUUACAAAAACGCUACAGAGCUUCAGAAGCUAUAGAACGAACGAUUCCGUCACAACGUUGCACCGGCUGGUUAAAGGAGCAGCACGUGUCCAGGGAAAACGUGGUGAUUCUUUGCGGCGGAGUAUCUGCUUUUUAUUACUCCGUUGCCAAGUGCAGCCAUACACCUGAUACACCCUUCCGGGCACGUGUUUUUUUUCUUUUCUCACCAUGGCUCUGCUUUGAGUAACCAUUUUCAGUUUACCUUUCUUUUACCAGUUUGAUUUUGUGGUUUGAAAAAAUGUCUUGACUAUUGGUUUUAUUAGGAUUGCAUGUGAUAUACGCAUUGUUUUUGACUAGGAAGUGUUACGAGCCAAAAGGACCAGUUUUGAAUGUGUUGAAUAUAGAAUUAUUACCAGUACCCGUUCUGUACUUAUACUUUCUGCAAACGCCCCCGUACCAGUUCGGCAAAGUGAACUUUUGCUUUUUUUUACACAAACAUACGCCUUUUACCAAAAGACUUGUAAAUAAAAUAUAUACUACGUUUUGUA